Molecule: messenger RNA, 2638 nt
Organism: Talpa occidentalis (Iberian mole)
Lineage: Eukaryota; Metazoa; Chordata; Mammalia; Eulipotyphla; Talpidae
Gene: PADI3
Product: peptidyl arginine deiminase 3
Exons: 16
Coding region: 1-1998 (665 amino acids)
Cellular component (GO): cytoplasm
Molecular function (GO): protein-arginine deiminase activity; calcium ion binding
Source: RefSeq, a predicted model, not a curated record
AUGUCCAUGCAGAGGAUGGUGCGCGUGUCCCUGGAGCACCCCACUAGCGCUGUGUGUGUGGCUGGCGUGGAAACCCUCGUGGACAUUUAUGGGUCGGUACCUGAGGGCACGGAGAUGUUUGAGGUCUACGGGACCCCCGGCGUGGACAUCUACAUCUCUCCCGGUGUGACCAGGCGCGGGGAGCGGGAGCGCGCCGACACCAGGCGCUGGCACUUUAAUUCAGGCUCGGAGAUCAUUGUGAUCAUGAACUCUCCCAGCAACGAUGUCAAUGACAGCCAUAUUCAGAUCUCCUACCACUCCAACCACAAGCCUAGGCCCCUGGCCUACGCGGUGCUCUACCUCACCUGUAUUGACAUCACUCUGGAUUGUGACGUGAACUGUGAGGGCAGGCAGGACAGGAGCUUUGUGGACAAGAGACAAUGGGUCUGGGGACCUGGUGGAUACGGAGCCAUCCUGCUGGUGAACUGUGACAGGGAUGACGUGACCUGUAAUGACCAGGACAACUCUGACCAGCAUGUGCACUGCCUGCAAGACCUGGAAGACAUGUCCAUCAUGGUCCUGCGGACACAAGGCCCCGCCGCCCUCUUUGACGACCACAAACUUGUCCUCCACACCUCCAGCUAUGAUGCCAAGCGGGCACGCGUCUACCACGCCUGUGGUCCUGAGGACUCAUGUGAGGCCUAUAAGCACGUGCUGGGGCAGGACAAGGUGUCUUACGAGGUUCCCCGCUUCCAUGGGGACGAGGAGCGCUUCUUUGUGGAGGGUCUCUCCUUCCCUGACUCCGGCUUCACGGGGCUCAUCUCCUUCCACAUCACCCUCCUGGAUGACUCCAACGAGGAUUUCUCCCAGUCCCCGAUCUUCACUGACACGGUGGUGUUCCGUGUGGCGCCCUGGAUCAUGACGCCCAGCACCCUGCCGCCCCUGGAGGUGUAUGUGUGCCGUGUGAGAAACAACACGUGUUUUGUGGAUGCGGUGGCGGAGCUCGCCGAGAAGGCUGGCUGCAAGCUGACCAUCUGCCCUCAGGCCGAGAACCGCAAUGACCGCUGGAUCCAGGACGAGAUGGAACUGGGCUACGUGCAGGCGCCACACAAGACCUUCCCAGUGGUCUUUGACUCCCCCAGGAAUGGGGAACUGCAGGACUUCCCCUACAAGAGAAUCCUGGGUCCGGAUUUUGGCUACGUGACUCGGGAGCCACGAGACAACUCUGUGUGUGGCCUGGACUCCUUUGGGAACCUGGAGGUCAGCCCCCCAGUGGUGGCCAACGGGAAAGAGUAUCCACUGGGGAGGAUCCUCAUUGGGGGCAACCUGCCUGGGUCGAGAGGCCGCAGGGUCACCCAGGUGGUGCGGAACUUUCUUCAUGCGCAGGGCGUGCAGCCCCCCGUGGAGCUCUUCGUGGACUGGCUGUCCGUGGGCCACGUGGACGAGUUCCUGAGCUUCGUCCCUGCCCCCAAUGGGAAGGGCUUCCGGAUGCUCCUGGCCAGCCCCAACGCCUGCUUCAAGCUCUUCCAGGAAAAGCAGAAUUGGGGCCAUGGCAGGGCCCUCCUGUUCGAAGGGGUUGACAACCAAAAGGUCAAAACCGUCUCCAUCAACCAGAUCCUCUCCAAUAGAAACCUCAUCAGCUACAACAAGUUUGUGCAGAGCUGCAUCGACUGGAACCGGGAGCUGCUGAAGCGGGAGCUGGGCCUGAUGGAGCAGGACAUCAUCGACAUCCCGCAGCUCUUUAAGACCGAGAGGAAGAAGGCAAUGGCCUACUUUCCUGACUUGGUGAACAUGCUGGUGCUGGGCAAGCACCUGGGCAUCCCCAAGCCCUUCGGACCCAUCAUCAACGGCCGCUGCUGCCUGGAGGAGAAGGUGCGGUCCCUGCUGGAGCCGCUGGGCCUCCACUGCACCUUCAUCGACGACUUCACCCCGUACCACCUGCUGCACGGGGAGGUGCACUGCGGCACCAACGUGCGCCGGCAGCCCUUCUCCUUCAAGUGGUGGAACAUGGUGCCCUGAGGACCCCCACCCUCCAUCCUCUCCCCCUGGGGUGGGACAUCAGCCUGGUGAUGGAGACUGAGACAGGUCCCUGAACAGUAAGCAUCAAGAGACCCCAAGGUUCCAGAUGGAUCACUGAGCAUGACGGGCCCUCUCAGAAGCCUUUUCCCUAGAAAUAUUCACUCUCCCCUGCAACCAGUUGGGUUCUCAGACUUGGAUCCUCUUGGCCUCCCAAGAAGAAGGACCUCACUUUUUGUGACCUCUCAUGCGGAUCAACUUGAUGCAUGGGGACCCCUCCUAACAUCCCCUGUUCUGCUCCCAAAUCAUCCGUUUGGACCUGAUUGACUUUGGGGUCUAGAAACGUCUGUGCUUCUCCUCUGCCAGCUUGGCCAGUGUGUCCUGAUGGAAGAAGGACCCACGAUGCUGCUGUGGUCCGGUUGCUUCUUGCUGUGCAGGGUCACAGCCCUACAGUCAGAUCUCUGCACAGCACAGGGGCAUUCACCCACAGCCCCACCCGCUGGGAAGGGUGGGGCCCUCCUGUGCUCCAACUACCGAGCUCCUAACCAGAUGUUGAACUCUGUACCCCCCCUUCACAUAGUAGGUGCUUCUAGAUGCCUGUUGAAGGAAUGAUAGUUGUCCCUUAGCCUAAUAAACCUCCCAU